AACAAACCGGAAACGCUCUGCAUCGCCGCCAGCAAACAAAAUGACAGUAGCCGUCCCGUCUUCGUCGAAGUCCGAGGUCAUACUGCCCUCCAGGAAACAGGCCGGUAACCUGCUCAGCGCAGGUACGAAGCGUACGGUAUCACAGCGACAGGAGGGAGAAGACGAGACUGCGGAGCUCGAGCGCGAAGGGCCUGACGUGAAGUACACCGCGGCAGGCUCUCAUGUUAAUGCAGCACUCGAGAUUCUGGCAGGCGAUGAGGCAGAGGAGUUGCUAAAAAAGAAGCAGAAAAAGUCGGACAGUGAUGAUGAGGAAGCACCAGACGAUGGCUUGUACCGAGGGCAGAAAGCAUAUCAGAAGCACGUACAGAAGAACAAGGAGGUGCCAAAGGCGAUGCGUGUCGGACCACAACGAGCGAGUGGCAGCACGAUACGUACGGUCACCAUUGUCGACUACCAGCCUGACGUCUGCAAAGACUACAAGGAGACGGGGUAUUGCGGGUUCGGCGACACUUGCAAAUUCUUGCAUGAUCGUGGAACAUAUCUCGCUGGUUGGCAGCUCGACAAGCUCGCCGCGGACCCUCAGCGGCAAGUGGACGACGAGUCCGACGAUGACUCAAGCGAUGAAGACAUCCCAUUUGCAUGUCUCAUCUGCCGAAAGCCAUUUACGGAUCCCGUAGUCACUCGCUGUGGCCACUUCUUCGACUCUGCGUGUGCGAUUAAGCGCUUUGCGAAGACACCAAAGUGCGCAGCAUGCGGAGCACCGACGGGCGGUAUAUUCAAUCGCGCGGACAAGGUAAUAGAGAAGAUGAAGAAGACGCGCGAAGAGAAUGAGGGGACGGAGGGGAACGAUGGCGGAGAUGGUAAGGCCGGCGGUGUUGAGAUCGAAGGCUUGGAAAAGCGCAGUGAUGACGAAGAUGAAGCUUCAGACGAUGAAUAACUGCGCUCUUCUCAUGCUGUUUCGCUUUUAUCAAUGCUUCGUUCACAGUGGUUCAUGUACGGGCUGUCCCCCUAAUAACCGCGGCUGACUCCGUCGCAAGCUUUUGCUCCUCCGCAUGUUGUGUAAACUCAGAUAGCAUUCGAGGGACGUGCACUUUAUCGCCAGCAUACGAACGGCCUUGCUACAAGCUUUCCAUUAGCCAAUCUCGCAUGUAGGUUUUCAUAGCAGUCGAUUUGAUCCUCUAAGCGAUGCUUCAGUGUUCCUGCGUAAUUCCCGACGAUCAAGAAGUAAGGCGGAGCAUGCAGAAAACUUCUCUCACGCAUGAUACUAAAUGGGGCCUUUCGCAUUCAUCCUGGCAGCCCUGUCCGGAUGGUUAAACCC
Phanerochaete carnosa HHB-10118-sp is the source of this 1318-nucleotide messenger RNA. RefSeq lists its product as uncharacterized. Gene Ontology annotation, cellular component: U2-type spliceosomal complex. Gene Ontology annotation, biological process: snoRNA splicing. The transcript is spliced from 4 exons. The annotation marks the transcript as partial. Lineage: Eukaryota; Fungi; Basidiomycota; Agaricomycetes; Polyporales; Phanerochaetaceae. The record is from RefSeq and is a predicted model, not a curated record. Gene Ontology annotation, molecular function: metal ion binding.